AUGUCGAUAUUGAAGAAGAUCAACUUGAGACAGCUCAAGGAGGUCAAGCAGCUCCUGGCGCUGAUCUUUGGCGAAACUUAUAACCCACAAAACGUGAGGAACGGGGCCAAAGUGUUGCGCGCCCCUCUCAAAGGUCCUGAAGUUGUGUCCUGGUAUGGAGUUAAUGAUGCUGCUCCAACCUUCAAGGAUUUCAAGGAGUGGUUCCCCGAGUUGAGAUUGGUUGAUCCAAAGGAGGCAUAUCGGGUGAAGAUGGUUGCAGACAGAAAGAAGAGAAACAAGGGUGCCCCAAAGAAGAAGUCGAGCUAG
Messenger RNA from Sungouiella intermedia, 306 nucleotides. NCBI's taxonomy places the organism in Eukaryota, Fungi, Ascomycota, Pichiomycetes, Serinales, Metschnikowiaceae. The record is from the annotation of a GenBank genome assembly.